AUGUCCAAGUCGGGCGCCAAAACUAUGCUGAAUGCUCCAGUGAAAAAGUCCCAUUCUUUCAUGGUCUCAAGUGUGUUCAAAGUCUCUGAGACGGCUGACAAGUAUUACUGCUCCCAGCUUGCUCCUGCUGACAAUAGGAACUACACAUACCAAGGAGGUACCUUUGCUAUUACCUGCAGCGGAUGGGACCCCGACAACAAGCGUGAAUAUGAUGGUGAUCUUGGUGUGUAUUGUAGCGCAAUGGAACUACCAAUGGAUAUUUAUUGCUACGCAAUCAAAGCAAAGAUGUUCCCGCAACCUGACACUGCCGACUACAAGUUAUACUUUGAAUCCAACCACAGGAUCUCGGUUGGAACCUCAGACACAUUUGCCGGCAAAUUACAUAACACUUCUGCAUCUCUUUGUGACAACGUUGAUUUUGCAGUCAAAUAUCACAUAAGCCCAACCAUCAAGAUGAAACGUUCCCAAGCAAUCAUCCAAGAUGGAAAAGAGGCGCUUGUGCAUGGUUUCAUUGUUGAUUGGGACAACAACACGCACAGAUGGAUUGUUGAAUGCCCUACUAACACUAAAGAUCCAGGUAUAAUGGCCAUCAAUGUUGCCACAGGACACAAACAAGCAACUAAGAAGCACCAAGCUGCGGGUACCAAAGUUACACCUACCGGGAGGGUUCGCCCAGCUAAUACAUAUUUUGGCUGUUGUAUGACCAGAAGUAAAACUGACUGUCCAACUCCAAAUGUGCAUCUGACUACCUCCGCGAGUGCGAUUGCUAAAGGGAAGAAGCGGGCCCCUCCUCCAGAAGAGGAAGGUUAUUUUGACAAUGACAGAAAUGUUGUUAUGAGUCCCCCUCAAGACCCAGUUCCUGGUCCAAGUGGCUCUAAGCAAGCACCCGCUGGCCGUCAAGCCAAGCGAUCUAAAAAGGUGUGA
Molecule: messenger RNA, 924 nt
Organism: Melampsora larici-populina 98AG31
Lineage: Eukaryota; Fungi; Basidiomycota; Pucciniomycetes; Pucciniales; Melampsoraceae
Exons: 5
Coding region: 1-924 (307 amino acids)
Source: RefSeq, a predicted model, not a curated record